This is a messenger RNA of Penicillium antarcticum, 1581 nucleotides long. It is a transcript of the gene capA, whose product is annotated as adenylate cyclase-binding protein. The coding region runs from base 1 to 1581 and encodes 526 amino acids. The record is from RefSeq and is a predicted model, not a curated record. Lineage: Eukaryota; Fungi; Ascomycota; Eurotiomycetes; Eurotiales; Aspergillaceae. The transcript is spliced from 4 exons. Gene Ontology annotation, molecular function: actin binding; adenylate cyclase binding. Gene Ontology annotation, biological process: regulation of adenylate cyclase activity; cytoskeleton organization. Gene Ontology annotation, cellular component: cytoplasm.
AUGGCGUCAGGCGGCCAUAUGCAUAACUUUACCACCCUCAUCAAGCGGCUCGAGGCAGCCACCUCCCGCUUGGAGGAUAUGGCGAUGUCACUCGAUGACCCCAGCUCACCACAAUCUAUGGGCGGCGCUUCAUCUUCUGUGCCCGCUACUCCCGAACCCCCCAAGCCCGCCCCUCCCCCACCCGCAGCUCCUGUGGCAGCUCCGGUCCCGCCGCAGAUCGAAGACUUCGAUGCCUUGAUCAAGGGCGAUGUUCAGAACUUUGUGAACCUGGGCGAGAAGAUUGGCGGUCUGGUUGCCGAGCAGUCGAAAGCCGUCAUGCAAGCCUUCAAGGCCGAGCGCACCUAUCUUUACGUUGUCACAAAGGCCAAGAAGCCCGAUACCCAGCCCCCAGAGCUGAUGACCGAUUUGCACAAGGCCUCGGACAGCAUCAAUAACAUCCGCGAGUCAAACCGUGCGUCUCCGUUGUUCAACCACCUCAGCGCUGUCGCAGAGGGCAUUGUUGCGCUCGCCUGGUUCUUUGAAAGCAAGCCCGCUGAAUUCGUCGCGGACAUGAUUGGUGGCAUUGAUUACUACGGAAACAAGGUGUUGAAGGAGUACAAGGACAAGGACCGUACGCAUGUCGACUAUAUCAAGGCCUACACCCAGAACUUCAAGUCUCUCGCCGAAUACCUCAAGAAGCACUUCCCCAAGGGCCUGACUUGGAACAACGAGAAUGGAAUUGACGCUCUGGAAGCUUUGAAGCAGGCAAAGGGCGGACCUUCUUCCCCCGCUGGCGGUGCUCUUCCUCCUCCUCCCCCUCCUCCAGUUCCUUCUCUCAACGUGCCCCGCGGUGGUGCUCCUCCCCCACCACCUCCCCCUGGCAUUCCUCCCGCUCCCGCCCCUGCAGCCCCGGCUCCCGACAUGGGCGCUGUGUUCGACCAGCUCAACCAGGGCGAGGCUAUCACCUCCAGCCUCCGCAAGGUGGACAAGUCAGAGAUGACCCACAAGAACCCCGGCUUGCGCGCUAGCUCGACCGUCACAGAGGGCUCCAGCGCCAACCGCGGGAAGUCGCCUGCACCCAGCAAGAAGCCUAAGCCCGAGAACAUGCGCACCCGUAAGCCGCCUCGCAAGGAACUCGAGGGCAACAAGUGGCUCAUCGAGAACUUCGACAACCCCGGUGAUAUCAUUGAGAUCCCUGCCCAGCAGAACCAGUCUAUCCUGAUCACUCGCUGCAACAAGACCAUCAUCAAGGUCACCAACAAGGCCAACGCCAUUGCUAUCGAUAACUGUAAUGGUCUCUCUCUCAUCGUUGACUCACUCGUCAGUAGUCUUGAUGUUAUCAAGUGUCCCAAGUUCGCUCUCCAGAUCGACGGCACUGCCCCUACCCUGCUCUUGGACCAGGUUGACGGCGCUGCCGUUUACCUUGGCCCUCAGAGUCUCAACACUGAGAUCUUCACCAGCAAGUCCUCUGCCAUCAACAUCAACCUUCCUCCUAAGGAGGGCACUGAUGAGGACACCAAGGAAUGCCCUCUGCCCGAGCAGUUCAAGAGCUACAUCAAGGAUGGUGUGCUCGUGAGCGAGAUCGUUGAGCAUGCCGGUUAA